GUCUCGUUUGACACUUUUUUUGCCUGUUGAGUCGGAGUCUUAGAGAGGGCACAAAACGCACUGACAGCUAUUUCAGAUUGUCCUACUUUGAGAGGUGAUGUACUACAGAGUUUUCGCACGGAGGAGCUACAACUAGUAAAGCAGCCGCAGCUGGUCGUUUGUUUGGUCUAACCAAAGUAUGUCGGGCGUUUGUACUACUGCUCUGCGCUCGGCGCGUGGUUCUUCUUGUGGCGCCGAUGCUUCCUGGUCUACUGCAUGUUUGUAUGCUGCGACGCGGCAUGCACAGGCACAGAAACUCCUCAUUGGAAGCGGCGCCAGUUCCAGUUCGACAUCGUUAAAGCCAGUGUACCAAAAACGCCCACUGGCAUCACUGGCGCUACGCUGUCGCAGCUAUCCCGCCUACCAUGUAUCGUCCCUACGACCGGAAAUUCUUCUGUCCGCCAGGUCGUGGAACCGUGCGAUCCAAACCUAUCGUGCAAGCAGUAGGCAGCGGCUUCUUUCUAUUGGGAUGACGAGGCCGCGCUACCUGAACACGGAGAACGUCGCCCCCGGGCUCGGCGCGGAUUCCAUUACGCCAAAGGGGCACACGCAUCGCGAGAACCGCAACCGCCUCGUCGGCCCGGCGUAUUUCACGUACCACGGUGCUGCCUUCACCCUGUUUUUCGGGUUCGGAAUGUGGUGGUUCUUGGACUACUUGAGCAAAAACAUGGCCAAGCGGCAGCGGGCGGCCAUUGUCGAGCAGGAAUCUAUCGGGACGCCGAAACUCGGCGGACCUUGGACGUUGUACAAUAGGCAGGGGAAGCUGGUACUCGUUCGCACUGCGGAGUGUAAGAUGUUUCAGGACCACCACGGGCUGGGGCUAACAGCUCUCUUCGUGUCAAAAGUCGUGUAACCCUUACCGACAUCAUUCUUAUGUCACUACUUUCCUCGCCUCCACAACAGGUGACAGACGCGGAUUUUCGUGGCAAAUACCAGCUGAUAUACUUCGGAUUCACUUUCUGCCCGGACAUCUGCCCAGAGGAAAUGGAAAAGCAAGGAAUGGUGAUAGAAAAGCUGGAUAAAAUGUUUGGCGCGGAGCUCGUGGAACCGAUCUUCAUUUCAGUGGACCCCGGAAGGGACACUGUCGCACAGGUUUUUUUUGAUAGUUGCUGUGUGCACAACUUUCUGGUCUUUUAGUUCUUUUUCGAAACAGAAAGAAACAGAGUGGAUACUUAUGCGCCAAGGAUGUUGAGCACGAUUAAUUUAUGGGGGAUCAUGUGCAGAGGUCGUUUCCACUCCAGGUCGACACCUACUGCUCGGAGUUCCACAAACGCCUGCAGGGCUUAACCGGCUCCCCGGAGCAGGUUAAAAAGGUCACGCGUGCCUUUAGAGUGUACUACAACGAGGGGAUAAGGGCAGACGGAGAGGAUUACCUGGUCGAUCACAGCAUCAUCCAGUAUCUGAUGGACCGGAACGGAAAAUUUGUCGACUUCUUCGGGAAAAAUAUGACAGUCGGGGAGAUCGUGUCGAAAAUCUCCGCCCAGAUUCUGAUCGACCAGGGGAAGUUUCAGGACAAAAAGUACGCUACGGGGAAUGGGAACGCAGAGCCGGAAGGAGUUGUUGCGAAGGCGUGA
This is a messenger RNA of Amoebophrya sp. A120, 1613 nucleotides long. The record is from the annotation of a GenBank genome assembly. NCBI's taxonomy places the organism in Eukaryota, Dinophyceae, Syndiniales, Amoebophryaceae.